GCGUUUCGCAUCAGGCAGUCACGCUCUGGGCUCAUUUUCAAGGCACGCUUUCCACGUCGUUUCGUCCCUCCGCCGAGUGAUUGCGCCGACGACAACACCGUACCUCGAUUUAUCCUAAUGUGUUCUUCAUCAUCACUACACCUCUGAUUAUGGGAAGCAUCCAGGAAAUGCCUACCAUGGAGAUGACGUCUGAGUCGAGAGACGUUGAGAUGCGAGAUGGUGAAGAUGACGUUCCCUUGAAUGCGACCGGGGCCGCUUCACAGGCAGAGCAGGCCAACGGAAUUAGCGAUGCGCACGACCCAAAGAAAUUUCAUCACGUGUCGAACGGUCACCUGACCUAUGCCACCCAAGGAGCAAGCAAUUCACCUGAGAAUGACAAUCAUGUCGACCAGCCUCUUCCCUCCGUUGAGAAAGAUGAAGACCACUCACCUUCAACUGCGGCUGCUAAGUAUGAGAAGACACCUGAAAGAGAACGACGAGAAGCCGAAUCUUCCCCAACCCAGUCCAGACAUCAAAACUCAGCUUCAGCUUCAGCCUCGGCCAACUUUCAGACCUCCGCCGAGUCUAUCAAACUCGAAAAGGAGAUUGCACGUCUUAAUAAGGUUCUCGACGAGACAUCUGCUCAAGCAGCCCAAAAGGUUCUUCACGAUAAAUGGCGAUUCUUCCUCUUCGACCAAUACGACGAGUCUCAUAUCUCAUUCAUCCUUCGUGCUGGUUUCAAGAACGCAAACCCCACCGUUACUGAGAAAGUCCUCCAGGAUAAAUCUCUUUUUAAGGAGAAGCUCAUCGACGUUGCGAGCAGGAAAGCCGCCGUGAUUGAGAAGGUGAUCACAAAUGCAACGGUGCCACAACUCGUUCACGCUUGCCCCCAGAGAGUCCUCGAUGAAGUUCUGGCUGAACGAUUGAAGACAGUCUCUGCGAAACAGCUUAUCGCAUGGCUUGCCCGGGCUGACAGGCUUGGAUAUAAGAUGGACGACAUCAUCGAUGAAGACGACGAGUCGGUUGUCCCCAGAGCUGCCAGCGUUGACGCCGAUAUGACCGAGGUCUUCGAAGUCGAGCCUGCCCCACGAUUUGCAUCAUCUUACCGCGAUCCUCUUCUUGCAGAGCAAGAAAAAAACCUUGAAGCACAGCGCAUUGAGAAGCUUAAGGCAGAUGUUGUUCGUCAACAACAGCAGCACCAGCAGCACCAGCAGCACCAGCAACAGCAGCACCAGCAACAACAGCUACCUCACCAGACUCAAGCUGGCCAGAAGCUGAGCUGUCCCGACUGUCGUGUUGUGUUUCCGACUACGUCUGGAUACACAUAUCAUACCACCAAGAAACCUUGCAAGAAAAUCCCGCCGGUGCUUAGUUCUAAAUGGUGGUGUGAAAAUUGUAUCCAAGGCUUUACGACCAAGCAGGGCAUGGACUAUCACAAACUAAAGGGAGUUUGUACCGCCGAAGACAUUGCUCCUGCUACCUCUCCGUCUAAUCAACUUCUGCAAGAGGCUGCUUCCCAGGCCCAGCGUCCCCCUCCAGCACCAACUCCAUCGCAGGUCCAUGUUCCCUCUAUCCCUCGCCCGCCAUUUACGAGCCACCCCCCACCAACUCAAUCGACGCCUGCCACAUCACACAUCUCUUCAACACAAGUGGUACCGAGUCAAAAGUCAAACCCUCAAGUGACUAUUCAGCGACCUCCGCUCCGCACGCCUUCCGCUCCCACACCCCCAGUCUCCACACCAGGUCCGCGAAAGCAAGCCCCUCCCUCAGACGUUCGCCAAUCCCCUUCCGAACUGCCAGCAGAGCGUUUGGCGGCUCUUAAUAGGGAGCUUCAGGACGCAGAUGACCGGUACCAACAACAGAUCGAUGAGAUCCCCGCUACCUAUACCGAAGCAGAGCGAACUACACGCCUGGUUUCAUUAAAGAAUGGCAACGCCUCUCGUAAGAGCCAGAUCCGAAAGGCUUAUGGCGUCAGUCUACGGUUGCGAGAGAAGGAUAAGCUAGCUAGAAAGGCUGCGAGAGUUACACCGCCAGGCACAGCAGCUUCUGAACACAGAUCCAUUACAUCAACGACUUCACAAGCCACGCCUACGAGCACACCUCCAAUCUCCUCAUUCGCCCCGAUUAAUACUCCUCCGCGUAUUGGCCCUAGCCCAAGUGACGAUAGCCGCCCAGGCAAUCCUCCGCAUCCAUUUAAACCGUCACGCUAUAAUCCCCUUCCUGUACCAAGCAAUGCACAACCUCCAAGACCAUCCUAUAGCGCAGCCGCAAACGCAGCCCAUAUAGCCGCACCAUCUUCCUACCGCCCACCACCCUCCAACGCUUCCGUUCGCGUGCAGAGCCCCUAUAUGGCGCACGACCCUAACACCCUAUCUCACGCUCUCGAACGACCUGGUUCUAAGCCUUCCGGUUUCGGCGUCCUGCGCGUACAGGAUUUAGUUUCGAACCCUGCCCCACUUACCAAUAAUCCCAAUAAGAGACGACGAAGCCCCGAGGACGAAGGCCGUCCCGUUCCGCCGCGCACUUCUGCUGGUCCUUCGGCUUCGAAGAGCUACUUUGCUCCUAGCCUGUUUGAUCAGAAUCAGCCCGCGAGACAAGGUCAGGGAGAGGUGCAGGUGGUUAUUGGUGGUCGGGCUGAAGAUGCUAUUCGGAGGAAGUCCCAACAAAAUCAAAAUCAAGCUUCUUUGUCGAAUGGGGGCGAGAGAGAAACAGCCAUGACUGACGCUCCUGCCCAACCUACGAAGACGACGAACACGCAGGCUACAGCAAUCGAGAUCCUCUCUUCCUCUGAGUCGGGCUCAGACUCUCCUGCACCGGGAGCCAAGUUUACCUCCAACUCCUCGCAUCCUGCUCUCCGUCAAUCCACUCAACCCACCUCUCCCACUCCCAAUACCCAAACCCCCAAAGAAACCGAGAGCGAGAACGAGACGAAUGGCGAGGCUGUGAAGGAAAAGGAGAACGGAGGAGAUCCAACAGAGUCCGAGUCCUCGGACCGCGAAUCCGCAAAGAAACACAACCACACGCGCUCUAUGGGUGGCAGUGGAAGAAAAGGAUUCAUGGCGAAGCGGGGCGGCAAACAUUGAUUCCCCUUUCUUCUCACUUUCCCACGAAACAGAACAAAACGAAGUUUCAAUAUCGGAUAUUGGCCCUGUAUAAUGAAUCGAUGGAUGGGUGGAUGGCGGGGAGGUUGCGUGGCGUUUG
Hyaloscypha bicolor E is the source of this 3180-nucleotide messenger RNA. RefSeq lists its product as uncharacterized. The record is from RefSeq and is a predicted model, not a curated record. Lineage: Eukaryota; Fungi; Ascomycota; Leotiomycetes; Helotiales; Hyaloscyphaceae. The transcript has 2 exons. The coding region runs from base 150 to 3062 and encodes 970 amino acids.